Messenger RNA from Hyla sarda, 1907 nucleotides. Its product is annotated as tripartite motif-containing protein 75-like. The coding region runs from base 261 to 1829 and encodes 522 amino acids. Gene Ontology annotation, molecular function: protein binding; zinc ion binding. NCBI's taxonomy places the organism in Eukaryota, Metazoa, Chordata, Amphibia, Anura, Hylidae. The transcript has 2 exons. The record is from RefSeq and is a predicted model, not a curated record.
GCUAUGGGCAACUCAGCAACUUUUCCUCUGGGCGGGUUUUCAUACAUCUCCCCCAUAGUGUGAACUAUGCCUACCCUCAUCCCUGGCCUAAAUGAUUCUAUAGCAGCUGCUGCCAAUUAACAAUUAACGUUAAAAGGGUUGGACUACGAAGAUGAGUUUUUGGUUUGUUACACUGGAAUAGUGAGUGAUACAACUCAUACACAGUCUCUGCUGAGCGCCUGUAGAAGGUUUCCCAUACUGUAAUACUUAUCUGCAGGCACAUGGACAUGGCUUCUGGAUUAAGUGGUGAACUGAGUUGCUCAAUUUGUCUCGGCAUAUACUCGGAUCCUGUAAUGCUUAGCUGUGGACAUAACUUUUGUGAAAUCUGUAUAACAAUUUCAUGGGACAAGCAGUGGAGCACUGGGGUUUACUCUUGUCCUGAAUGUAGAGCAGAGUUUAAAAAUCGCCCUUCUCUGCAGAAAAACCUGAAGCUGGGUAAUAUAGUACAACAUUAUCGCUCUACACGUGAACAUGCAGAAGGUACUGAAAUCUUCUGUUCAUAUUGCGUGACAUCUCUGGCACCUGCUGUAAAAAACUGCCUACAUUGUGAAGCUGCACUGUGCCAACUUCAUCUGAAAAACCACAGCAAGUCGUCUCAUCACAUCUUAGUUGAUCCAACCGCUUCUCUAGAGGGCCAAAAAUGUCCUGAUCACGAUGAGCUGAUAAGGUAUUUUUGCAUCCAGGACAAUUCUUUCUUAUGUUCAAUGUGUAGUCAUAACGAGAAGCACAAAGGUCAUAAAGUAGAGCUUGUCAGUGAAGCCGGGGAGAAAAAGAGACAAAACUUAUGGGAUUCUGUAAAGAAAUUAACUUUACACAUGGAAGAGACAGAAAAAUUAUUCUGGAAGCUGGAGAAACACAGAAAAUACAUUAAAGAAAAAUCAUUAAAUAUAAAAGAGAGAGUUUUUGGUCUCUUCCGAGGCCUCCAAGAAAAACUAAACAUGCUUGAAGAUAAAACUCUUGAUGAAAUUACUAGGCAGGAAACGGUAGCUUAUAACUCUCAUUCUCAACAAAUUCAAAAACUUGACAAAGAAAUGAAAGAGCUGCACAUGAAAAAACUUCAGAUUCAAGAGAUCUGUAAAAUUCCAGAUCAUCUCACUCUUCUCAAGCAACCCGGUAUUCACGUAGAUCCUAAACUUGGUUAUAGACCCCCAAUUUAUGCCGAAACAUUGGACGAGGAAAAGAUCGUUGUGACCUUGCUCAAUGCUUUGGGUAGUUUGAUGGGUUUUAUUACGGAAAUAAAGAACAAGUGUGGCUUUGAUGUUGAAGAUUCUACUGACUUAAUCCUGAAUGUUAAUACAGCAGAUCCUACUCUAGCACUCUCACAUGAUUUCAAAGAGGUUAUGGAUUCCAACAGGCAAAAACUUCGACCCCAUCUUCCUGAGAGAUUCUAUACCCAGCAAGUAUUAAGCACUAAGAAAUUUUGCUCAGGAAAACAUUAUUGGGAAGUCAAAGUUUUUGAAGAUGGGAACUGGUCUGUAGGUGUGACCUACAAUAGUGUUAAGAAAAGUGGCUAUACAUCACGCAUGGGUACAAAUGAGAAGUCCUGGUGCUUAAGUUGGUAUGAUGCAUUUGAUGAGUUUUAUGCAGAAUAUGAUAACGAACAGGAAGAGAUAGAGGACUAUAAGUUCACACAUAAAAUUGGGAUAUUCUUGGAUUAUGACGAUGGAGUGGUGUCUUUUUAUGAACUGUGUGAUCCGAUCCAACACUUGUACACCUUCCAUGACGAUUUUACAGAACCCCUUUAUGCUGGCAUUUGUGUUGAGCAGUUAGCUGGAAUUAAAAUCUGUUAAUAGCCUAUGAAUUUUAUAUAAAUUUACAAUAUUAUAAGCUUAAAUAAAGAUUUACUGCAUUAAAUGUUGCAUUUACUG